AUGUUGGGCGUCAGCAAGACGAACGCAUCGGUGACAGUGAGGAACUCAGGGGUCAAAUUCGAACGUCCAGUCAAACGCGCGGGAACUCGGGGAUACCGAGCGCCCGAAGUGCUCAUGGGCAUGCAGUGCCAGACCACAGCAGUGGACGUGUGGGCUGCUGGGGUAGUACUGCUUACCCUGCUGUGCCGCACGACACAGUUCCAAUGGUUCCAGUAUAACGACAUAGUCACGGCAACGAUGGAGAUCUACGGGUACGCUCUUUGUGUACCUUGGAAGUGCGCUUGUCUGACUGUCUGA
This is a messenger RNA of Guillardia theta CCMP2712, 297 nucleotides long. RefSeq lists its product as hypothetical. Bases 1 to 297 code for a protein of 98 amino acids. NCBI's taxonomy places the organism in Eukaryota, Cryptophyceae, Pyrenomonadales, Geminigeraceae. The transcript has a single exon. Gene Ontology annotation, molecular function: ATP binding; protein kinase activity. Gene Ontology annotation, biological process: protein phosphorylation. The record is from RefSeq and is a predicted model, not a curated record.